AUCCCUCCAUAGCUGUGGAUAAGCUCGUUUAGAAGGGUGAGCACAUGCUAGGAGUAAAAGGACGGAGGACGUACGGUUAAAGCUGGUGUUUGGUGGCUUUUCUGUCCACGGCGUGUUAUCGGACCUUCCUGUCUCCUGUUCGGUUCAACAGCUCCAUAACCACGGGGACGAGCCAACGGACGAAGCGUUAGCCGAGGAAGAAGCGGGCUUCAUCUUCUCUUACAUCAGACAGAUGCUCCCAGCCGUGCAGCUUGACAGGAGUGGUGGGAUGUGUCCAUUAGCUGACGGACUUGUCCCGAAGGAUGUUACGAGGCUGAGCGAGUCUGCACGAGUUUUCACACCAGAACUAGAUCCAAGAGGGCCCAAUAGACCAGACCAGAGCCCAGAGAGUCCCAGAAUGGGCGUGGGAAAGAACAACACCCCCAAGAUGGACAGUAGCACUGAGCCAGCCAAAUAUGAAGAUGAGAGCAAACAUGAAGCAGACUUUUACCCCAUUCCAGUGGUGGUGAAUGGAGUUGGUGGGGCUGGCCCAGACCAAGACACUGAAAACACAGAGCUUAUGGCCAUCUACACCAAAGGGGAAGUGGAAAAGAGUUCUAUGUCUGAAACCCUGGACAGCACAGACAGCAUUGACGUGAGGAAGAUGGAUAUGAUCUACACCAUCGAAGACACUCCUCCCUGGUACUUGUGUGUGUUCCUGGGCAUGCAGCACUACUUGACGUGUUUCAGCGGAACCAUUGCUGUUCCAUUCCUUUUGGUUGAGGCAAUGUGUGUGGGUUAUGACCAGUGGGCUACCAGCCAGCUCAUUGGGACCAUCUUCUUCUGUGUGGGCAUCACUACCCUGCUGCAGACCACCCUUGGGUGCAGGCUUCCUUUGUUCCAGGCCAGUGCUUUUGCCUUCCUGGCUCCAGCCCGAGCCAUUCUGUCCCUGGACAAAUGGAAGUGUAACACAACAGAUAUCCCAUCAAUGAACAGUACAGAACUUCUACACACAGAGCACAUCUGGCAUCCCAGGAUACGAGAGAUCCAGGGAGCCAUCAUUGUGUCGUCUAUGGUGGAAGUAUUUAUAGGAGCUCUGGGUCUUCCUGGGAUUUUACUCAAAUACAUUGGACCUUUGACCAUUACACCCACAGUGGCUCUCAUUGGACUGUCCGGUUUCCAAGCUGCUGGAGAGAGGGCCGGGAAACACUGGGGCAUUGCUAUGUUGACUAUCUUUUUGGUGCUUAUAUUCUCACAAUAUGCAAGAAAUGUCCACUUUCCUCUGCCAAUCUACAAAGCCAAAAAAGGCUGGACUUCUUAUAGACUACAGGUCUUCAAAAUGUUUCCUAUCAUCAUGGCUAUCCUGGUGUCAUGGUUCAUCUGCUUCAUCUUUACUGUAACUGACGUCUUCCCUCCGGAAAAGGACAAGUAUGGAUUUUAUGCUCGCACAGAUGCUCGACAGGGGAUUCUUGCUGCUGCACCAUGGUUCAAAGUUCCUUAUCCUUUUCAGUGGGGCUUACCGACAGUUACAGCUGCAGGUGUGAUUGGGAUGAUGAGUGCAGUGGUCGCCAGCAUCAUAGAGUCAAUAGGAGAUUACUACGCCUGCGCCCGCCUUUCGUUAGCCCCUCCUCCACCAAUACAUGCAAUCAACAGAGGCAUCUUUAUGGAAGGAAUUUCGUGUGUGCUGGAUGGACUUUUCGGGACAGGAAAUGGCUCUACAUCAUCUAGCCCAAAUAUAGGAGUCUUGGGCAUUACAAAGGUGGGCAGCAGACGUGUGAUUCAGUACGGCGCUGGGAUGAUGCUGCUGCUUGGCCUUGUGGGUAAAUUCAGUGCCCUCUUUGCGUCACUUCCUGACCCUGUCCUCGGAGCGCUUUUCUGCACCUUGUUUGGGAUGAUCACCGCCGUGGGACUGUCAAACCUGCAGUUUGUGGAUCUCAACUCCUCCAGAAAUCUCUUUGUCUUGGGGUUCUCCAUCUUCUUUGGUCUCAUGUUACCAAGCUACCUCAAACAGAACCCACUUGUUACUGGUAUUGUUGAGAUUGACCAAGUGUUAAAUGUGCUUCUCACCACCGCCAUGUUUGUUGGAGGUUCGGUAGCUUUUAUUUUGGAUAACACAAUUCCUGGUUCUCUGGAGGAGCGUGGAAUAAGGAAGUUGAAGCGUGGGUCAGGUGUGAGUGCAGCAGAGCUGGAGGGAAUGAGAUCCUAUGAUCUCCCAUUUGGAAUGGACUUUAUUCGCAAACACUCAGUCUUCAAAUACUUCCCCAUCAGCCCGACAUUCACGGGCUACCAGUGGAACAGGCUGCUGAACGACUGCAGGAGCUGCUCGGGACAUGGAACGGGGGUCAAAACUCCUGAAGGAGGAGCAGAAAGUGCAGUAUAGCUGGACCUUUGAGAGCAGAGGACUUUUCGCUGAAACUACAGGAUGACAGUUAUGAUGCACCGAGUUUAUUAGUAUGUUGGGGUUUUUUUGCUUGUCAAUCUAUUUCUGCUUCCUUCUAGGCUUUUGAAGCAUGCUCUCGCAAGUCACAGCAUGCUGAAACGAUGUCUCUUUUGGGAAGUUAGAGAUAAAAGCGUGUGCACAUGUGUAUUUAUGACAUCAUUCCCAUUCAUUGCAAAGUUUAAAGGUAACUGCUAAAUCCAAUUCAAUACCACAGUAAAUGUGGUCAAAUUGGAUUAUGCAAAAACUCCCAUGAAUAAAAUGUUAUAAUCGAUUAUGCAACCACAAUAGAUAUGCACAAACACAUUAGACGAGAUCUGAAAUGCACAAUGUGACCUCGCACAGAUGGACAUGCACGUGCCACGCACAGAGAUUGUUAUUUUGUGAUUUUUGUUUUGCACUAUCUGCCUCCUGAGUUCUACGCUGGAAUGUCACGUCACAUUUCACCUCCAUAUUUGUCAGGGAUCCCACUCAUCUCACUUAUGUUAUUAAUGUCAUAUGAUAUUACCUCUGUUUACAGCUCUACUGGACACAUAGUCAGUAUUAGGCGCUAAUCGGUUCUGAGAAGUGCAGUAUAUUCUACAAAAUUCUUCUAAAAACAGUUUUAGAGCAGUGGUUCUGGAAUUAGUUAGUUUCAUAUUUUAAAGAUGUAGACAUUAAGCCCAUUACCAAAAAGUGAAGACUCAUCUACAGCUUUAAACAGACCUAAAAUAUCAUCUAGACAUGUGCUCUUAAACAUAUAAGAAAGUGUUGCUUAAAUGACCACUAGAAUUACUAAAUAAUGUUUAACAAUGCAGUUUUUUCCCACUUGCAAUAG
This is a messenger RNA of Periophthalmus magnuspinnatus, 3233 nucleotides long. RefSeq names its product solute carrier family 23 member 2 (gene slc23a2). Gene Ontology annotation, cellular component: membrane. Gene Ontology annotation, molecular function: transmembrane transporter activity. The record is from RefSeq and is a predicted model, not a curated record. The transcript is spliced from 16 exons. The coding region runs from base 233 to 2359 and encodes 708 amino acids. Gene Ontology annotation, biological process: transmembrane transport; L-ascorbic acid metabolic process. Lineage: Eukaryota; Metazoa; Chordata; Actinopteri; Gobiiformes; Gobiidae.